AUGGCGGCGUUGAGCAGCGCCGAGUCCCCACCGCCCGUCUUUAACGGAGACACCGCGGAGCGGGAGCCGGGCCGGGAGCCGGGCCUGGAGGAGCCGGGCGCCGGGCUGGACGCCUCCUGCGCGCCGGGGAUCUCCGGAGGUCCGCAGGAUGAGGAGAUCUGGAACAUCAAACAGAUGAUAAAGUUGACACAAGAACACUUAGAGGCUCUUCUGGACAAGUUUGGGGGAGAACACAAUCCUCCCUCCAUAUAUCUAGAGGCCUAUGAGGAGUACACCAGUAAGCUAGACGCCCUGCAGCAGAGGGAGCAGCAGCUGUUGGAGGCCAUGGGGAACGGCACAGACUUCUCCUGCUCUCCCACAAGCACGCCAGCCCUUCUGGAGGUCAAGAUGGGGAGCUGUGGGGCUGGAGGGGGCGCUCAGGCCUUUCCUUCGGCCCCAUGCACAUUGGAUUGCCUGCAGACCCCCACCGACGCCAGCCGAGCCAACCCUCGCUCCCCGCAGAAACCCAUCGUGAGGGUCUUCCUGCCCAACAAACAAAGAACAGUGGUCCCGGCCCGCUGUGGGAUGACUGUGAGAGACUCGUUGAAGAAAGCUCUGAUGAUGCGAGGCCUCAUCCCCGAGUGCUGUGCCGUGUACAGGAUGCAGGAUGGAGAGAAGAAGCCUCUUGGCUGGGACACAGACAUAUCCUGGCUGACAGGGGAGGAGUUACAUGUAGAAGUGUUAGAGAAUGUGCCGCUCACCACACACAACUUUGUGAGGAAGACCUUCUUCACACUGGCCUUCUGUGACUUCUGCAGAAAGCUGCUCUUCCAGGGUUUCCGCUGUCAGACCUGCGGUUACAAGUUCCACCAGCGCUGCAGCACUGAGGUUCCACUCAUGUGCGUCAACUACGACCAGCUAGACUUAUUGUUAGUGUCCAAGUUCUUUGAGCAUCACCCGUUCACCCAGGAGGAGGGGUGCUCAGAGGGAACCACCCCCGUGUCUGAGGCCUAUCCGUCACUUCCCCCGUCCGACUCCAUGGGGUCUAUAUGCCACGCCAGUGUAUCACCGUCCAGGUCCAUACCCAUCCCACCCAGUUUCCGACCCAACGAGGAGGACCACCGCAACCAGUUUGGCCAGCGGGACCGUUCGUCCUCGGCCCCCAACGUCCAUAUUAACACCAUCGAGCCUGUCAACAUAGACGACCUGAUUCGAGAUCAGAGCUUACCACGAUCAGAUGGAGCCCCCCCGACCCACCCCGCCCGCUGCUUGAGGAAGCACCGAACACGGACCUCAAGCCCCCUCCUAUACUCCUACCCCAAUGACAUAGUGUUUGAUUUUGAGCCUGAGCCUGUUUUCCGAGGCUCCACCGCCGGGCUGUCGGCCACGCCGCCCGCCUCUCUACCCGGCUCCCUGUCCAACGUCAAGGCUCCACAGAAGUCGCCGUGUCCGCAGAGGGAGCGCAAGUCCUCGUCCUCGUCUGAGGACCGCAAUAAGAUGAAAACCCUGGGGAGAAGGGACUCCAGCGAUGACUGGGAGAUCUCAGAGGGUCAGAUCACUCUGGGCCAGAGGAUAGGCUCUGGAUCCUUUGGAACUGUCUACAAGGGAAAGUGGCACGGUGACGUGGCGGUGAAGAUGUUGAACGUCACCGCGCCCACGCCACAGCAGCUCCAGGCCUUCAAGAAUGAAGUGGGAGUCCUCAGGAAAACGCGUCACGUGAACAUCCUGCUGUUCAUGGGCUACACCACCAAGCCUCAGCUGGCCAUCGUGACCCAGUGGUGCGAAGGCUCCAGUCUGUACCACCACCUGCACAUCAUCGAGACCAAGUUUGAGAUGAUCAAGCUGAUCGACAUCGCCCGGCAGACUGCUCAGGGCAUGGACUACCUGCAUGCCAAAUCAAUCAUCCACAGAGAUUUGAAGAGCAACAAUAUUUUCCUCCAUGAGGAUCUGACGGUGAAGAUCGGUGACUUCGGCCUGGCUACAGUGAAGUCCCGCUGGAGUGGCUCUCACCAGUUUGAGCAGCUGUCUGGAUCUAUUCUGUGGAUGGCUCCAGAGGUGAUCCGGCUGCAGGACAAGAAUCCCUACAGCUUCCAGUCAGACGUCUACGCCUUCGGCAUCGUGCUGUACGAGCUCAUGUCCGGAGUGCUGCCCUACUCCAACAUCAAUAACCGAGACCAGAUCAUAUUCAUGGUGGGUCGAGGUUACUUGGCUCCCGACCUCAGCAAAGUGCGCAGCAACUGUCCAAAGGCCAUGAAGAGGCUGAUGGCCGACUGUCUGAAGAAGAAGAGGGAGGAGCGACCUCUCUUCCCUCAGAUCCUGGCGUCCAUUGAGCUGCUGGCUCGCUCGUUACCCAAAAUCCACCGCAGCGCCUCGGAGCCUUCGUUAAACCGAGCCGGCUUCCAGACGGAGGACUUCAGCUUGUACGCCUGCGCCUCCCCCAAAACCCCCAUCCAGGCCUGUGGCUAUGGGGAGUUUUCAGCAUUUAAGUAAGUGCUGCAGAUCCCACCACUCCAUCCCUCGUCACUUCUCAAAAGUCUUGUGUCUCUGCGGUGGAUUAAUUACUGGGAAAAAAAGAAAAAAUUUGUCUCAAAGAACCUGAAGAAGGCAACCAAAAGCUGUCCUGCAGUCAAACAGCCACUGCGACAGACAAAACUGAAUUAGGAAAAAUAAUAAAAGAGCAAAAAAAGCAACUUGAAUGACACAAAACGAAAAACAACAUCCAUACCAAAACCGUUUUCCCGCCUGCCGGAGGGAAAAGAUGAAGGCGACAAUGAAGGGGAGACGGCGGAGGGACGUCAGGAGGAAGUCGAGGCUGUGGACGCCGCUCGUCUCGUCGUUUCCAGUGCCAACGAGGAGGGGGGCUGGGGUUUUUUCAGCCGGGCCGCCGCCGCCCUGCACUGGGAGUGACGGCAGAACCGGGCCUGUGGAAGGAGACCCCGCGCCCCCAUCUGACGGGGGUAGAGCUGGAAGGUCGGGCGCCCGCCUUGUUCCCCCACGAGAGCUGGAGGUCACUGGGCAGGGGGUUAACCCCACCACCCCCCCACCUGAAGAGCGAUGACUUGAAAGAUAGAUCUAUUUUCACUUUUUCAGUUGUUUCUCCUGUUUCAGAGUUAAGCUAGCAUUGGCUAGGAAUGAUGACCUUUUUCCGUCCUUUGUUUCUCUAGAAGAGAUGGUAGCUGUGCGGCAUGCAGCACUGGCCCUUUUUUUUUGUCCUUUUGGGCUUAAUGCUGACCAAAUUCUGCAAAAUACUGAGUUUUGCCUUCUUGUUUGCCUCCAACAAAGUCAACACUGGUGAUGAAAUGGCCGCAGCUCUUUAUCUCUCUGGAAUAGAUUGUGCAUGCGAAAGCAGGAGAAGCAGAUUUUCAAGAGUCCUGAGCACAGUAGCUGCUCUAUGGGAGGAAAAAUGCUAAUUUAUUUGACGAUUCUUGGAAACAACGCGAGAGGGAUUUCGUGGUCCAUCUAAAAAGAACCCGGUCGUAGUUAACUCAUUAGAUUGGUCUCGAUUCGCAAGAUCUCCUGAUGUUGGAUCAUUCGACGGAGACGCUCUACCUUUUCAAAUGAUCUCAUUGGAAGGGGUUAUUUGUGUGGCUUCCAUUUGGGAGAACAGAUGCAGGCUUGAUAGAUGAUGGAAGCUAAACAAGGUUUGUUUUUUAAAGAGCCUAGUCUAAGCCAAGCUGCUGCCCGGGUUCAUACUGACCUAAAGAGUGUGUACAGUAAGUUGUUACACAGCAUCUUCGCAACUAAAGCUUUUCAUUCGCUUCUGACGCUUUUCCGCAGAACCCAAACUCUACUUUCUUUUGUGACACCAAGUGCAUGUCUUUCUUGCUUUCUUUUUUUUAAUCACGUGGCUUUAAUAUUGCACUCUGCUUAAGACGGGGACCUUACUUGUUGCCGCUGGUGACCAAUGAGCCGCAGUGUGAUCUGCUGAAGGGACACGUGGUCUUCUGGCAGGUUCUGUUAGUCUUGAAAAAAAAAAAGAAGUUCUGAAACGUCCUUUCAGUCACACCUUUCUAACCUUUUUCUACACACAUGCACCUGUACUCUUUUCAUUCCAGCGUGUGUUGUAGGUGUUACACAUUCUUUUUUUUUUUCUUGUUUUUUCAUUAUUGUCAUUAUUUGCCUUUUUCUGUACAGGCAGGCCUGCAGAUAUUUACUUAUUUAUAUGAAUCUUUUUUUUUUUGUUGGUUUAACUGAUUUAAUUUCAGAACCGCUUUAUUUUACGCUCUGUCUUUCUUUAGACGCUUGUUUUAGUCUUUGUGACUCGUGUACUUGCACUUUGUAGAGAUGAGACGGAUCGAAGCAAACGAGCGACUAGCCUUGACUUUUUUUUUAUUGAAGUAUAAAUUUUGACAUACAGAGCUGAUGACCUAAAAAUCCACCUAAUGCAUGAGUCAUCUGCCGAGGCCCAAGUGUGAAUAUUUUUUGCAGAGAAUGACUCUUUGAUAAAGCCUCCGCGAGCCGAGUAUGUCACCAUGUGUGAUGGGGAGCGGAGAAAAUGAGGCUGCUGGCUUGAUGAAUGGAUGUUUUGGAGGUAGAGCACACAAGUUGAAGUGUCCAUCCAUCCAAAUACAACAAACUGGUUCUUCACAUUCAUCAUGGAUCAUGCCUUUCCAUCAUAAACGCCAUGAACUAAACCCCCACUCCCACCCCCCCAACCGCUUCAUGGAACUGUCCGGUUUGUGAGGAGAUACACUUACUUAUCAUCUUACCCACAAGUCCCAUCUCAUGGCUGCAACGGAUUUAGCCUAGCUUAGCACAAAGACUGGAAGCAGAGGGGGGAAACUGCUAGCCCCGACCCAGGACAGACUUACAGCUUAUCCCAGUCCUGGAUCAUCAACCUCCUGAAAUUUGGACCUUUUUUCGUCACAGGGCAGCUCAUGAAAUGUGUCACACUUGUAUAUUGAACAUGCAAGUGUGGUUAAAACUUAAAGGGUAACCAAACCCAACUCUGUGUGAAGCCUGGCAUCUACUGGUGAAAGCACGGCACUAAAUUACCACCGGCUAUUGUUCUGGUAAUCAUUCUGAGCAUUAUUCUGUCAUUGUCUCAGCAGUGUCGGCUACGCUGCUGGUUCACAUGAUGCUUUGGUUCAAGUCUUGUAAACAGCUUGUGCCCUCCCAUGGUAAAAUGCUGCACUUAUUGAGCACAAGUCGAUGUUGGUUGGGUUUUUAAAGGACAGCCCGAGUUAUGUGCUUUCACCAGGAGACUAAGCUCCACGUUGGUUUGGUUUGGUUUGUACUCUAUACUCUGUACACUGUACUUCUAAAGUCUGUAAAUUCCAAAGACAUAGAAACAGUAUUGGCCUCUUAAAUGUUACAUAUCCUUCGGUAUGAGGGACGUUGGUCUCUAUCCUUAGCUUCACUAAGCAUCUGAAGAAAAACCAUCAGUUUCAGGUUGUAAAAGAGACUUUGAGUCAUUAGAGAGACAACGAUGCCAUGGUCAGGGAAGGCUACAGGUUUGGAGAUAAAGAUAAAAAAACAGCUUUAGGUGGAAGUGGAAGAUGAGGUAAUUGGUUAAGGGUUCUUUAAUCAUUACAUUCUACUAACUGCCUCAGAAACCUGAUUUAAUCCUCUUCUCUGCCUCAGAGCUAUAAUUAUGGCUUUAUAUAUAUAUAUAUAUAUAUAUAGAUUUUUUUUUUUUUUAUGAAGUCAGGGCUCUGACGCAGGCCUUGGUCAUUACAGCUCAAGGAUACACAUCUCCAAGCACUGGACCACACAGUCACUAACACUUUCACAUAAAGGACAGUUCAGAGUCCGUGGACUGUGGCAGGAAUCUGUAGGGAACAUGCACAGUUUACAGAGGAAGCCACUACUCACUGAAUCUGACCUUAUUUUCACGAGAGUUUAACUUCUGAAGAAAGAUACACAAAAUACAUUUUGUCACAUCUCAAUUAAUUUAGAGUGCCAAUUAAGGUUGGAAAGCAAGUAAACUGUCCGGGCUGUUAUCUCCAAACCUAAACUGUCUGGUCUCUGCUCAAAGUCCUCUCACAUGCUCGUCUCGGAGCUGUUGACUGUAUCUCAUGGUCCUCUUCAGCGCGCUGAGCUGACAAAGUGGAAAAAAUGCAGAUGUUCAAACUUUGAUCGAUGAUUCCGGUCAAAUCCUUCUUGUUCAUGUCGGGGGGAAAAAGACAACCAUGGAGAUUCAUUCUUGAUGUUGGAAAGAACCUCAGCUCCAAGUUUACUUACUGGCUUGUUGUAACAAAUCUAGGUCAAUGUUAAAGUCCACACAUUCGAAUCAAUUAAACCUCCAAACACGUGAUAUGGUUCAGAACCAGAUAGUAAGUGGACUUACUUAAAAUUCGGUUUACUAGGUCAACAAUGAACUGGCGUCCUCACUGGAAAAUAUCACGUGGUCUCAGUCCUCUUCCACAGGCAUCGGUGUGGUCCUUCAGAAACUAGCAGAUAGUAGUAAUCUGGGAUUUCACAUUUUCAUAUUCUUCAUUGUUACAGGACCUGAGGAAGUAAACAGCAACGUCUUUAAGAAUGCUGUAUUUAUUAUCAAGUUUUCUGAUGUCCGUCUCUAAACCAGAGAGUUUACAGGACUGACUCUCUCCGCCGCCCUCCUCUUAUCUCACUCUCUCACUCUCUUCUCCGCCACAUAAUGCACAGCCUUGCUCUCUCGUCAUUCCCCCUUUUUGUUCUUCAGACACAUUCCCCUCCUCCUUCCUCCUUGCCUGCACCUUAAACCCAACAACUGAGAACUAUCAUGGAAAAAAAAAAAACUAACUUUAUGGAGAACUUUUUUGGGGUUAUGUUUUUGUUUCACCUGUAAAUAGUUGUACAAAGGAAAUAGUCAGUUUGCUAGGAGGCAUGGAGACCACAAAUGUAACAAAUGAUAAACUGUUGAAAAUGAAGAGAGAAGGAUUAAAAGAUGUUUUGAUAGGCAGACUUCUGAGAAAACCAGUUGAGUGUAAAAACUAUUUAAGGAUGUAUCAUAAGAAGAAAAAGCUUAAUGUAUUUGUUGUGAAUAUGAAAAACUGAUAUAUUAAAGAAGUGCAUGAAAACUGUA
Molecule: messenger RNA, 6985 nt
Organism: Limanda limanda (common dab)
Lineage: Eukaryota; Metazoa; Chordata; Actinopteri; Pleuronectiformes; Pleuronectidae
Gene: braf
Product: B-Raf proto-oncogene, serine/threonine kinase
Exons: 20
Coding region: 1-2469 (822 amino acids)
Biological process (GO): protein phosphorylation; signal transduction
Cellular component (GO): mitochondrion; cytosol; plasma membrane
Molecular function (GO): protein kinase activity; ATP binding
Source: RefSeq, a predicted model, not a curated record